UCAACACUGAAAUGAAGCUUGCGAAAGAGGGAACGUGUUUAUCACUUGUGCAAAUUUCAUGUAAUUGGCUUCAGUUCAACCAAUCAGAACUUCCCAUUUUGUGUCACGCGUCACACACUCAACCGAUCGACAUCCGGCCCUUGAAAAUGAAAAUGUUCGUAAGCUUGUGCUUCCUCGUUUUCCUUUCAUUUUCUAACAGUUUAGCGUCGUCAGACCAAAGUGAAAGUCAACAGGUGGGAGAGAUAAUAGAAACUGUCAACGAUUUUGGUUUCGAUCUGUUGAAAAGUUUCAACCACGAGGAGAAACUGAAAGAUGACAAUCUAUUCUAUUCUCCAACCAGUAUUGUAGUCUCUUUGGCGAUGGUGUUCUUGGGAAGUAGAGGAAACACAGCGCAUGAAUUAGCGAAAACUUUGAAGUGGUUCUCUCAUGAAUUCGAAGACGUCCACUUGGCGUUGAAGUCGUUGCAGGAGGCCAUACAAGAAUCCGAGCACGAUAACCUGGAGCUGAAGAUCGCCAAUCGAAUUUGGGGACACGAGGACUUAGAUGAGACAGCCGAGUUUCAGGAAAGUUGCCUUACAUUCUACGACACACGCAUAGCUAAAGUUGACUUUAAGGAGAAUUAUGAGCGAGCGAGAGAGGAGAUCAAUGGGUGGGUAGAAGAAAAUACCGCAAGGAAAAUUAAGGGUUUUCUCCCAUCCGGAGCUGUCAAUCAAGAUACGAGACUGGCAUUAAUUAAGGCAAUUUAUUUCAAGAGAACAUGGCUUCAUACCUUUAAGGGCCCAUUAACCGAUUUUUUCGAGCCGUUGCUAAGGAAAAUUUAUUCUCCCUUGAAAAUGAAAAUGUUCGUAAGCUUGUGCUUCCUCGUUUUCCUUUCACUUCCUAACAGUUUAGCGUCGUCAGACCAAAAUGAAAGUCAACAGGUGGGAGAGAUAAUAGAAACUGUCAACGAUUUUGGUUUCGAUCUGUUGAAAAGUUUCAACCACGAGGAGAAACUGAAAGAUGACAAUCUAUUCUAUUCUCCAACCAGUAUUGUAGUCUCUUUGGCGAUGGUGUUCUUGGGAAGUAGAGGAAACACAGCGCAUGAAUUAGCGAAAACUUUGAAGUGGUUCUCUCAUGAAUUCGAAGACGUCCACUUGGCGUUGAAGUCGUUGCAGGAGGCCAUACAAGAAUCCGAGCACGAUAACCUGGAGCUGAAGAUCGCCAAUCGAAUUUGGGGACACGAGGACUUAGAUGAGACAGCCGAGUUUCAGGAAAGUUGCCUUACAUUCUACGACACACGCAUUGCUAAAGUUGACUUUAAGGAGAAUUACGAGCGAGCGAGAGAGGAGAUCAAUGGGUGGGUAGAAGAAAAUACCGCAAGGAAAAUUAAGGGUUUCCUCCCACCCGGAGCUGUCAAUCAAGAUACGAGACUGGCAUUAAUUAAUGCAAUUUAUUUCAAGGGUACAUGGCUUCAUGCCUUUAAGCCAGAGAAAACUCAUCAUGCUCGAUUUUAUACCGGGAAUGAUCAUAAGAAUGUUGUGGAAGUUGAGAUGAUGUCACACACCUCAAGGCACAGUUACUUUGUCGACAAAGAAAAUAAUUGUAAAGUUAUUGAACUUCCAUACAGUGGGGACGGCGUUGCUAUGUUGAUUGUCCUUCCCAAUGAAAUCAAUGGAGUUUCUCACCUCGAACAGGUGAUAAACACUGAAAUCAUGUCCCAAUGGAUUAUGUCGUUCACGAACACCACUGUAAAAGUAUCCAUUCCUAAAUUUAUCCUGAGUCAGCAUUUUGAACUGAAGGAGGUACUCAGUAAACUAGGCAUAAUUGACUUGUUUGAGCCUGGCAUAGCAGACCUGUCUGGGAUUAGUUCAGUUGAAAGCCUCUUUGUCUCUCGUGUCAUACAUAAGGCACACGUCGAUGUGAACGAGAGAGGAACAGAAGCCACCGCAGCAUCUGGGGUGGUUAUGCAGAAGAGAUCUUUAGACAUGCCUCCAGAGUUCUAUGCCAAUCACCCCUUUUUAUUCAUAAUCUUUCACAAGACCUCAAGCGCUAUUUUAUUUAUGGGUCGCGUCAAGAAACCUGAGAUGACUGAACAAGAAAAUGACACUGCCAAAAUUAAUUCCAAUUCUGCACAUCAAAGUGAUGAACUGUAAGUUUGGUCAACUAGUCUAAGCAAGUCUACAUGUAAGUAUCUUUCAAUAGAAAAAAAAAGAGUUUUUUUUUAACUACCUUAAAAGGCUUUAACAGAAUUCUUUGCUGCCCACAUCAUUAUUUGAUUUAAACACAUUUUUGUCACUAAUGUUAGCCUUCACUGUUCCAGCAAAUGGUUGACCAAGCUUUCUGGGAUAAGGUUGACGUUCAAUAAGCCUGCUUGCUAGCACGAGUAUUAGACUGGGGUUGAUCCUUGUUAAUGGGUAGAUCCUUGUUUAUCAGGCUUUCUUAAUGCAACUGCUUAAAUGAUAAGAAUCUCAUCAGAGACGUCUUUGAGAAAGAAUUCACACUAUGCAUUUGUACUCAUUGGUCUUUAAAAUAUUAUGAGAAAUAAAUAAAUAAUGCAAUUUUGUUAAAAUAAUAUUAUCCCAUUCAAUAGUUAUUGUGAGCAGCUCCUGGAGAAAGGCAAACUUCUAUAUGAUAUUAUCAGCAUGUAUAGUUAAACGCAACUUGCAAUGAUGCCUCCAAAAUCUGAGAUUAAAAAUGAGUAUUGUCCAAA
Orbicella faveolata is the source of this 2689-nucleotide messenger RNA. Its product is annotated as leukocyte elastase inhibitor-like. NCBI's taxonomy places the organism in Eukaryota, Metazoa, Cnidaria, Anthozoa, Scleractinia, Merulinidae. The record is from RefSeq and is a predicted model, not a curated record.